Messenger RNA from Populus nigra (black poplar), 648 nucleotides. RefSeq lists its product as uncharacterized. Bases 1 to 648 code for a protein of 215 amino acids. The transcript has a single exon. The record is from RefSeq and is a predicted model, not a curated record. NCBI's taxonomy places the organism in Eukaryota, Viridiplantae, Streptophyta, Magnoliopsida, Malpighiales, Salicaceae.
AUGAAUGUUGAUAAAGAGAUGAUGGAUUCCUUGAAGAAGGGAAGGAGCAUUCUUUUAAAGAAAGUAGAAGUCGAAAAAGAGAAGAAUCGGCUAGCCCAGCUCGACAUAGAAGAGGAAAGAAGGAUCAGAGCUCAAUAUAUGGUGCAACUUGAGGAAGAGAGAAACGCAAGGAAAGUCGCUGAGUCUGAUAUGAGAGAUUACCAGAAGAGAGUUGAGUCUUUGAAAGGAAGGAUAGUGGCUUUACAAUCUGAGAUCGAGAUACGAGAAGAAGAGUUGAGGGAAUUGAGAAGCCAUUACUUCGAGAUGGAAGAGGAGCUGAGUAAGGUUAAGCAAGAGCGUCAAGAAUGUCAAGACUACAUGGACAACUUUGCAGUUCAAAUUAACUCCAAAAUAGCUGAGCUAGAUCUCGAAAAGGAAGAACUGCAGAGGGUAAGGGAUAAGUUGGCACAGUCGGAGGAUAUGGUUCGAGUGUUGGAAAGAAGUAAUGAAGCCUUAGGAGCCAGCAACGAAGUGAUAAUCGCAGAUAACAACACCGUGUUCCAUGAUAAGAUAAGACAUAUGACAAAGCAGGUCGAGCAAGCAGCCCGUUAUGCGGAAAGGUUGCAACAACAAGCCACCCAAGUUGGAAAUGAUGCUUCGAAGUAUUGA